AUGCUGUCCACGACCAUUUGUGUGCUCAGGAUAUUUAUAACUACCAUGCGUCGUGUUGUACUGGGCCCACCUGCAGUAGCCAGUCCAUUUGUUCCAGGAACUGAAGAUGUGAGCACCGUCCACGAGUUUGUGUCAACCUUAUGUGCAUGCAAUAUUGAUAUUCAAACGAGUGUUCGUCGGGAUCCGUCUAAUUUAGAUUUAAGUAUAAUUUGGAGUUUGCGGGAACUUAAGGACUGUGCCUACCCGGUGAGCCCCAAGAAGGGAGCCACCGAUCGUGGACUGUCGAAUACUUUUCAGAAAGCUUUAUAUCAUACCGAUCCUCUUCAAAUGCCCUCAUCAAAUCAAACAGCUAAGCAAGCCGAACGCAGAGAGAAGUCCGGACAUUCAGCGGGCGUGAAGUACGGCGGGAGCGUUCGGGUUGAGGCCAGGCAGCAAGUGAAAUGCCUGGAGGUCUUUUGCAGCUUUUCAAACAGCGCCGACGGAGGAAAAGAGUUUAGAGCUCGUCUUCCAGAGGGUUCGUCGGCUAGAGGACCUGAGGAAAUUGAUCGCCUGUUGAAGAGUUCAAUCAGUCGAAUUUUAAAAUCAGCUGAAUUCUCACGUUGGAUAUCCAGUACAGUCACUUAUGAGGCACGGACAUUUUGA
Molecule: messenger RNA, 642 nt
Organism: Opisthorchis viverrini
Lineage: Eukaryota; Metazoa; Platyhelminthes; Trematoda; Opisthorchiida; Opisthorchiidae
Exons: 5
Coding region: 1-642 (213 amino acids)
Source: RefSeq, a predicted model, not a curated record